Molecule: messenger RNA, 474 nt
Organism: Beta vulgaris subsp. vulgaris (sugar beet)
Lineage: Eukaryota; Viridiplantae; Streptophyta; Magnoliopsida; Caryophyllales; Amaranthaceae
Exons: 1
Coding region: 1-474 (157 amino acids)
Source: RefSeq, a predicted model, not a curated record
AUGUGGAAAUGCAUUGGACAAUUAGCUAAUGCAAUUAACUCUAGAAACCAGGGAGCCCUACCUAGUAAAACAAAAGUCAAUCCUAAGGAGCAAAUCAAAGCCAUAACUUUAAGGAGUGGUACAACGUUAUCUGAAGCAAAUGACAAGUCUAAGGAUAAUAUAGAGUUAAAAGAAAAUGAGCAAAACAAUGAAGAAUUAGUCGAAAAAGAACUAGAAUCACCCUCUCUUUCUCCUGUUAAACCUUAUGUACCACCUAUUCCUUUUCCUCAAAGACCUAAAAAGAAUAAGUUCGAUAAUCAAUUUGAGAAAUUUCUGAAAAUGUUUAAAGAAUUACAAAUUAAUAUUCCUUUUGUUGAUGCUUUAAUGCAAAUUCCUUCUUAUUCUAAAUUCCUUAAAGAAAUCAUGUCUAAGAAAAGAAAACUUGAAGAUUACGAAACCAUUGCUUUAAGUGAGGAAUGUAGUGAUGUUAUUUAG